GAUUGGCUGAAUGAUGUAAUGGGAAGUUCAUUGAAGGAAACGAGUGGCUUUUCCCGGCAGAUUUGACGAGAAGCUCACGCGGCCUGAUAACCCACUUCUGCAAGUUUGCUACUUUUAAAAACAGCACUUGGUUAAGUGUGUACCUCCAGAGUAAAAAACAUCAUGUCUGAGGAACCUGGACCCAGUGGUCAGUCCCAAUCCCACAGUCAAUCCCAGACCCAGUCCCAAACACAAUCCCAGCCUGGAUCCAGCUCCUCGUCCGCCCCAACAUCAUCAAGCCAGGGCUCUUCCUCAGGCUCAGGGACUCUAAGUUCUGUAGAUACAGUACCGGUCCAGGAACUGCAGUCUAUUCCUGAAGACGAGGAGGAAGUCCAGCCUCAGGUGUGGGGCCGCGUCAUCCCUUUGGUGCAUGGAUUGAGUGUGCUCAUUUUUAUGUUCAUCGAUAAGAUGGGGGACGAUCAACCAAACCUUCCUUUAGAGUUCAGCAAAAAAUAUCACAUAGCACGAAAGAUUGCAACAGGCGUCUGUGGUGAAGUUAAGCUUGCCAUUGAAAAGGAAACCUGUAAAAAAGUUGCUCUGAAAACUAUAAACAAACACGACUUCCCAUCAAUAGGGGAGACAAGGUAUAGCAGAGGUGAAAUGCAAAGAAAAAUUUUCAAACAUGUUCUGUUAUAUUCUCUCCAGUAUCUCCACAAUAAUGGGAUUAUUCAUCGAGAUCUCAAGCCUGAGAAUGUGCUGCUGGCUUCACAUGACGACAUCUGUUUGAUUAAGAUUACGGAUUUUAAUCAGUCCAAGAUUUUGGAGGAAUCCUCCCUGAUGAAGACGCUCUGCGGGACGCCCACAUAUCUCGCCCCGGAGGUGUUCACACACGCUGCGACUGUAGGAUAUACAAAAGCAGUCGAUUACUGGAGCCUGGGGGUCCUACUGUUCAUCUGUUUGGGUGGUUAUCCUCCAUUUAACUCCGAGUGCUCCACCAUGUCGGUGCGUGAACAGAUCAUUAACGGCCACUACCGCUUCAUCCCAUCUCAGUGGAAGAAGGUCUCAAAUGAAGCUAAAGAUUUGAUCAAGAAGCUCCUGGUUGUGGAUCCUGAAAAGCGUCUGAGCGUGGAAGAGGCGCUGACACAUCCGUGGUUGAACGAUGAUGAGAUGAGGAACACUGCAGACCAACUGAUGCAGUGUGAAAUAUCCAAGAAACGUAAGGCAGAAGAGGCAGAGGGUGAGCCGCCAUCCAAAAGGAAGCCUGGGCCUUGACUUGCACACACUUAGUUGUUUCCUGGCGCCCUUUUAAAAGCUCUUUCCUGCGACCAAUUCAUCCUGAACGUCUAACACUGUACUGACUUUGUAAAUAUGUAUUUCUACCAUUUCCUGUGUCCAAAAUAAAAUCUUUUAAAAUUU
Messenger RNA from Sinocyclocheilus rhinocerous, 1395 nucleotides. Its product is annotated as serine/threonine-protein kinase Chk2-like. Gene Ontology annotation, molecular function: ATP binding; protein kinase activity. Gene Ontology annotation, biological process: protein phosphorylation. Lineage: Eukaryota; Metazoa; Chordata; Actinopteri; Cypriniformes; Cyprinidae. The transcript has 10 exons. The record is from RefSeq and is a predicted model, not a curated record. The coding region runs from base 163 to 1251 and encodes 362 amino acids.